Ipomoea triloba (trilobed morning glory) is the source of this 1486-nucleotide messenger RNA. RefSeq names its product eukaryotic translation initiation factor-like. The coding region runs from base 137 to 952 and encodes 271 amino acids. The transcript has 3 exons. Gene Ontology annotation, cellular component: eukaryotic translation initiation factor 4F complex. The record is from RefSeq and is a predicted model, not a curated record. Gene Ontology annotation, molecular function: mRNA binding; protein binding; translation initiation factor activity. Lineage: Eukaryota; Viridiplantae; Streptophyta; Magnoliopsida; Solanales; Convolvulaceae.
AUCGCCUCAAGAUCGGAUUUCAGACAGAGUUGACUCGCCGGUUAACUCGGUCACACCUCCACAGGAUCGGACCUCUCUUCAGCUUCAUCUUUUCCGGUGCAUAACACACUUCAAGCUAAGAAGGCCAAAGCAUAAAAUGGCAGCUAAUGUUGAGCAGCAACUUGCUACACUGUUGUUUUGGGGAGGUGAAAUAACAAAGAAUGGAGAUAUGGGGUCUAUGGAUUAUUCAGAACCACCAAAAACUAUGUGUUUCUUGAGCCAUAGCAGCAGCUAUGAUGAGCUCGAGACAAAAGUGCACGCGGCUAUGGACACCAAUGCAGACAGAACCAGACUCAUUUUGUUUGGUAGGCACCCGAUGAUCAUUCCUGGGGGGCAAACUGUGUUCGUUCCUAUUCCCCUAACCGACGAUCAAUCAUGGAAAUGGUUUCUGCAAGUGGCAUCAGUGUCGCAACCUAUACAUGUGUAUGCCACCGCUAAAAGGAGAACAGAUAGUCAAUCGCGUGGCCAAGCGCCACUUCUAAGUCCUCGGGAUUAUGGUGAUGGGUACAGUUCAGAAUGGCUUGCUGGUUUAUGUUCACUGAUAUUCAACAAAGCUGUGAUGGUGCCUGCCUUUUCUGAGAUGUUUGCAGAUAUUUUUUAUUGCCUUAGCAGCAUUCUGCCUGAGUUAUGUGUGGAUGAUAAGAAAGUGAGCUUUAAGAGGUUACUUGUUAAUUGCUGCCAGCAGGAAUUUGAGAGGAGUGAAGCAGAUAGAGAGUUUGCGUCUGAUCAGGAAAAGGUGAUACAUAUGAGGAGGAAGCGGGGAAACAUUAAACUAAUCGGGGAAUUGUACAAGAAAAGGAUGCUAACAGAAAGAAUCAUUCAUGAGUGCAUCAAGAAAUUACUCGCCGGGGGGCGGUAUGAUGAGAAUCCAGAGGAGGAAGAUGUUGAAACCCUUUGUCACCGAUGCACAUAGUUGGUGAGACCAUAGACCACCCCAAAGCCAAGGAGCAUAUGGAUUUGUAUUUCGAAAUGUUAUCAAAGUUGAUAGAUCACCCAACUUUGUCUUCUAGACUUAAGGAAAUGUUGGUUCAUUUGGUUGAUUUGAGGGAAAAUAAGUGGCAGAAGAUUGGGAAGUUAGAAGGCUCCAAAAUGUUCGAGGAUUUUCACCCGAGUUCUUAAUGCGUAUCCUCUAGGGUGCCUUGGCUCGUGUCCUGCCACGAACAUUGGGGUUUCAGGCUAUAUAUUGUCAUCAUGCAUCAGCUCUGUUAUCUGCAAUUCUGCAUCAACUCCCUAAAAGCCUAAUUAACUGUCUACAUUUUCUUCAUUGUCUAUAUGCCAUCACAAAAAUUCAUGGAUGUGGUGGGACUCUGACCAAUGUCUGUAAUUAGAUAUAGUUUCCUUGCGGGACAGGGCUGGCUAUCAAUGUAUUACAACACUAUGUUUUGGUUUUGUGAAUGUGUGGCAGUAUUUUUAUGAACUUCUAUAAUAUCAAUCAUAUUUAAUACAA